AGUCAGCUGUGUUGGAUUUAGUUUUAUUUAGAAUUUUUCUGUAAAAAUGAGUGAAAGUGAAGAGUUCUGUAUUCCCUGCGUGGACAACGAUGACUGGGAACCCACACCGGAAGAAUUGGAAGCAGCCUACGUCCAGCUAGAAAAAGGAGCUGUACUUGAACUGGAAUGGAAGUGCCCAGCUCGAAGGGCUCCUGAGUCGAAUCUUCCGGAAGAGGAACCUCCUCAGACUGCUGAACAAUCUGAGAAAGAAAUCCCAAAUGCUCCAAUAAAUAAGGAAUUCGACUUCAUGGAUGAGACUCCCUUGACCUCAACACAGAUCCGCGUCAGGACUCCAAAUGCAACACCCAAAAAAAAGAAAACCACAAAUUUUGCUGGAGUUCUCGACACAAUGAAGAAACAUGGGCGUUUUAUGGCAACAGCUCCAAAUGCCGGUGGGCCCUCUUCAGUCAACAAGGAGCCCUUAUCUGAAAAUUAGAUUUUAGUCAUCGAAGUAUUUUGCAAC
Lutzomyia longipalpis is the source of this 502-nucleotide messenger RNA. It is a transcript of the gene Pa1, whose product is annotated as PAXIP1-associated glutamate-rich protein 1. The transcript has 2 exons. The coding region runs from base 47 to 475 and encodes 142 amino acids. NCBI's taxonomy places the organism in Eukaryota, Metazoa, Arthropoda, Insecta, Diptera, Psychodidae. The record is from RefSeq and is a predicted model, not a curated record.